GCUUCUAUAAAUGGUAAGACAAUCCUGACACGGUCUCCGAACACCAGCUCUGUCAUUCCCAGAGGAGCCCCAGGAGAGGCAGAGGAAGGCGGAUCAUGAGUGCUUUAGAGCUCCAGAAUGUCGACUGGCAAGUGGCCGACAACCGGCGUGCACAUCACACAGGACAGUUCUCCUCCCGGGAGGUCAUCUUGCGCAGAGGCCAGUCAUGUAAUAUAGUAGCGUUCUUUAACCGUGCUCUUAACUCUGAAGAAGGUCUGAAUCUCACAGCUGAAACAGGUCCUAACCCCUCAGAGUCAGCCAGGACAAAGGCCACAUUUCCAGUCGCCAGUGGCAGAAGCACAGGUGGCAGCUGGGCUGCAGAGGUCAUGGAAAAUAAUGGCAAUGCUCUGACCAUUGCCAUUUACAGUCCUGCCAGUGCCCCCAUCGGAAGGUACACACUGAGCCUUCAGAUCUCCUCCAAGGGCAGAGUCUCCUCUGUGAAACUUGGGACAUUCGUGCUGCUCUUUAAUCCCUGGCUACAAGCGGAUGAUGUUUUUAUGAGUAACCAGGCUGAGAGACAAGAAUAUGUUGAGGAAGAUUCUGGCAUCAUCUUCGUGGGCAGCACAAAUCGAAUUGGCAUGGUUGGCUGGAACUUUGGACAGUAUGAAGAAGACAUUCUGAAUAUCAGCCUCUCCAUCUUGGAUAAGAGUCUGAAUUUCCGACGUGACCCUGGUACUGACGUGGCCCGCAGAAACGACCCCAAAUAUGUUGGCCGGGUGCUGAGUGCCAUGAUCAAUAGCAAUGACGACAACGGUGUGAUCGCUGGGAAUUGGAGUGGCAGUUACACAGGUGGCCUGGACCCAAGGAACUGGAAUGGCAGUGUGGAGAUCCUCAAGGAGUGGAAAAAAUCUGGCUUCAGGCCAGUCCGAUUUGGCCAGUGCUGGGUCUUUGCUGGGACACUCAACACAGUGCUGCGCUGCUUGGGGAUUCCCUCCCGGGUGAUCACCAACUUCAACUCCGCUCAUGACACAGACCGAAACCUCAGUGUGGAUGUCUACUACGACCCCAUGGGAAACCCACUGGACAAGGGCAGUGAUAGUGUGUGGAAUUUCCAUGUCUGGAACGAAGGCUGGUUUGUGCGGAAUGACCUGGGCCCCUCAUACAAUGGAUGGCAGGUGUUGGAUGCUACUCCCCAGGAGAGGAGCCAAGGGGUCUUCCAGUGUGGCCCCGCUUCAGUCAUCGCAGUCCGAGAGGGGGAUGUGGACCGGAAUUUCGACAUGCCCUUCAUCUACUCGGAGGUCAAUGCUGAUCGCAUUACCUGGAUCUAUAAUGCUUCCAACGGUACCCAGAAGCAGAACUCCAUAGAUACUCGGUCGGUUGGCAGGUACAUCAGCACCAAGGCAGUGGGCAGCUACUCUCGCAUGGACAUCACAGACAAGUACAAGUACCCAGAAGAUUCCAAUGAGGAAAGACGAGUGCAAGAAAAGGCCUUGAGCAAACUUAAACCAAAUCCAUCAUUUGGCGCAACAUCUGCAGAGGACUUGCCAAGAGAGGAACGGGCACCCAGCAUCUCUGGGAGAUUCAAGGUGAAUGGUGUAUUGGCAGUGGGCCAAGAAGUCAACCUAGCCCUGCUGCUCAAAAACUUGGCCAGUGAUAGGAAGACAGUGACAGUGAACAUGACAGCCUGGACCAUCGUCUACAAUGGCACACUUGUACAUGAGGUGUGGAAGGGCUCUGCCACAGUAUCCCUGGACCCUGAAGAAGAAGUGCAACAUCCCGUGAAGAUUACGUAUGCCCAGUAUGAUAAGUACCUGAAGGCAGACAACAUGAUCCGGACCACAGCUGUAUGCAAGGUGUCUGAUGAGGCUGAGGUGGUGGUAGAACGGGACAUCAUCCUGGACAACCCCACCUUGACCCUGGAGGUGCUGGACCGUGCCCGAGUGAGGAAGCCUGUCAAUGUGCAGAUGCUCUUCUCCAACCCCCUGGAUGAACCCGUGAAGGACUGUGUGCUGAUGGUGGAGGGCAGCGGCCUGCUGCGGGGCAACCUCAAGAUUGAGGUGCCAGCCCUGCGCCCCAAGGAGCGGUCCCGGGUCCGUUUUGAGAUCCUGCCCACCCGGAGUGGCACCAAGCAGCUGCUUGCAGACUUCUCCUGCAACAAGUUCCCAGCGAUCAAGGCUAUGCUGUCCAUCGACGUGGUCGAGUGAAGGGCCCUGGUGGCCCCCCAUACAAACUUGGGUACCACAGAGCAGGAAGGGCUUGCCAGUGGAGUAAGACUCCUGGCUGCCCAUGCUGCCCAGCCUGGGAAGCCCAGUCUGUCCUAAAGGCUGCCAGAUGUGGACCUCCAGCACACACCCCCACCUCUUCUCACUCCCAGUCUGAGGCCUGCAACUUGAUCACUUUUGCAUGUUCCCUGGCCGCUGCCCCCCUGAGGCCACCUGCUUGGUGAGCCCCAAGGCCCUAGUCAUCCCUUGAACCCAUCAAAGCUUCAGGAUGGAACAGCACCUGACCCAAGGACUCUCCAAAUGGAUAUAGGGGAGAAGGUGGUCUAGACUAUUUGCUGGUCCCCAGACUUCAGUUGGGGCAUUCCUGCUCCUCCCUCAGGUCACUGUGAAGGGAAGGGAAUGGUUAAUCAUCUAUUCUGGUAUUCAUAUCCUUACACUCAAAUAAACAAGUGCCAUCACGUAGCACUAUUCUU
Molecule: messenger RNA, 2674 nt
Organism: Heterocephalus glaber (naked mole-rat)
Lineage: Eukaryota; Metazoa; Chordata; Mammalia; Rodentia; Bathyergidae
Gene: Tgm3
Product: transglutaminase 3
Biological process (GO): peptide cross-linking
Molecular function (GO): protein-glutamine gamma-glutamyltransferase activity
Source: RefSeq, a predicted model, not a curated record